Molecule: messenger RNA, 1031 nt
Organism: Musca domestica (house fly)
Lineage: Eukaryota; Metazoa; Arthropoda; Insecta; Diptera; Muscidae
Product: transcription termination factor 4, mitochondrial
Exons: 2
Coding region: 110-1009 (299 amino acids)
Biological process (GO): regulation of DNA-templated transcription; mitochondrial ribosome assembly
Cellular component (GO): mitochondrion
Molecular function (GO): double-stranded DNA binding
Source: RefSeq, a predicted model, not a curated record
GACCUGCUAAGCCCUGAGUGCCUUCUUUUUCGAUCAGUUGGUCCCUUUUAAUUUCUAGGAUUUGUGGGAUUUCUGGAUCCAAAUCAUUUCGUUUAUUUAAUUGUUAAAUAUGAUAAGAAAAGUUAUAAUUCAAAUACAUCGAAGCAUUGCACGACCGCUGAUCAGCCAACAAGUACGUUGUUUUGCCAAAGCGGGAACAGGUGGAGUGGAAUCGAUAGAACCCACAUCUGCUGAUUAUGAACUUCAAAAGGAGCACAUUGCAGAGGCUGUCAAAGCACAGCCUCUUCUAUCAUCCGUUUCACCACAGUUAUGGCAAAAGGCACAUGAAACAUUUGCUAAUCAUGGCUUAAACACAAACAGUUUCCUGCAAAUUGUUACCGGGAAUCCGAAAGUUUUAAUGCGCUCACCACAGAAAAUCAUCGAGACAUUGGAGCACUGGCGCUCCUGUCAAUUUGGGGAGUUUUUCCUCUUUCAACUUAUUACCAAAUAUCCUGCCCUUAUGGAUGUUAGUGACAAACGUAGAUUGUUGAAACAGAUUACAUUUUUGCAAGGCUAUGUGGGUUCAAGUAAAAAUGUUUGGAAACUAUUAAUGAAUUGUCCAACACUUAUCGAACAAUCUACAGAGACAAUUGAAGCCAAAAUUGUUUAUAUGAAAGAAGUAAUGCGUCUUGAAAUACCAGAAAUUAUUAAAUCGGAGGCACUGUCUAAGUCUUUGGACGAGAUUAAAUGCAGACAUGUGUUUUUGGAACGUUUGGCUCUUUUCAAACCCCGCUCGCCUAAAGCAGAUCCCAAUGAACCAAGUAAAAACCCGCGUUUAUAUAAAAUUACCGAUACAUCGGAUAAGUCUUUUGCGAAUAAAGUUUGCCAUGUUUCUCAUGCAGAGUUUGAGGCAUUCAAAGAGCUAUUUGCCCGCGAAUUGGAGAGACAGCGAAAGGAAGAGGAAGAAGAUGAUGCUGACGAUGAGGAUUAUGAUGACGAUUACAAUACAAUUGAUGUACAAGUGAAAUAAAUGAAUACAAUGUGUGACAUGA